Temnothorax curvispinosus is the source of this 2958-nucleotide messenger RNA. RefSeq names its product cytochrome P450 4C1-like. NCBI's taxonomy places the organism in Eukaryota, Metazoa, Arthropoda, Insecta, Hymenoptera, Formicidae. Bases 348 to 2738 code for a protein of 796 amino acids. Gene Ontology annotation, molecular function: oxidoreductase activity, acting on paired donors, with incorporation or reduction of molecular oxygen; iron ion binding; heme binding. The transcript has 20 exons. The record is from RefSeq and is a predicted model, not a curated record.
AGGUCAAAGAUGUAAUAGCAGCGAUACUGUUAUUAUCGCUGGUAGAAGUUGUGUUAUAAAGUUUCUUCAGUUAUAAUUAUAUAAUUUUACAAAUUUUACAAAUUUUAGUACGAGUUUAGUUAUAGUACGAGUACAGUGUUAAUUAAAAUUAUCUAUAAAAUUGGAUUUUAAAAGUUGAUGUGUGAUAUAAGUGUUUAUAAAUACAAAAGUGUUAAAAUAAAAUUAUCCAUAAUACUAACUUGGAAAUAUUUUGUGUAAGCAUAUUACACAACGAUUAUACAUAAUUAGUGUUGAUAAAAACUGAAAGAAGAGACAAAACAAAGUUAAAGACUUUUAAAUCGUCAACAAUGAUUAUCACUUUACUUCUCUUAUGUGCUUUUACUCUAUUACUAUAUUACUUUAUUCAUUAUAUAAAAUUCGUGCGUUUAAUUAAUAAAAUACCAAGUAUGCCGGCACUUCCAGUGCUCGGCCAUACUAUAGAUUUAUGGCUGUGUUCACAAGAGAGUCUUUGGAAGCUUCAGCGUACACUUUGUAAAAGUUAUUAUCCAAUUUAUAAACUUUGGUGCGGUCCGAUUGCUUUUGUCAGCGUUCAUCAUCCAGAUGAUUUAGAGAAAAUACUAAGCAGUCCAAAGGAACAUCUUUCAAAAGGCUAUAUAUAUACUACUUUAUAUCCUUGGUUAGGAACUGGAUUACUUACUAGCGAAGGGAACAAAUGGCACAGAAGACGAAAGAUACUAACACCUGCGUUUCAUUUUAAUAUAUUAAAACAAUUUGUUGAGAUUCUGAUUGAAGAAGGAAACCGUAUGACGAAAUCUUUGAAAGAUAGAAAAGAAUCGACUAUUGAUGACUUAAUGCUCUUUGUCAGUCAUCAUACAUUGAAUGCAAUAUGUGAAACCGCUAUGGGUACUUCUUUGCAAGAUAUGGGCGAAUUUCAACAGCAAUAUCGCGAGGCAGUCCACGAAAUGGGAAAUAUCAUAAUUUAUAGAACAAUGAGACCGUGGUUAAAUCCCGAUAUGAUAUUUGCAUUAACGUCAAUGGGUAGAAAGCAAGCCAAAAAUCUAAAAAUAUUGCAUGGUUUCACCGAAAAAGUUAUUGCGGAAAGAAAACAAUAUCAUGAAAGCACUGACGGACAAUACUUGACGAAACAUUUUAAAGAUAAUGUAGAAGACGAUAAGGAGGUGAUAGGAAUUAAGAAAAAGCGGCUCGCUAUGUUGGAUCUUAUGCUGUUGGAAGCUGCUAAUAACGAAAUGAAUGAUUUAGACAUCAGAGAAGAAGUCGAUACCUUCAUGUUCGAAGGGCACGAUACUACAGCAAUGGGUCUGACUUUUGCAAUAUUAUUGCUAGCUGAACACAAAGAUGUCCAGGAAUGUGCAAGAAAUGAAGUUAGUGCAGUCAUACAAGCAAAUGAUGGAAAACUUACCAUGUCAGCAUUAAAUAAUAUGCCAUACUUGGAAAGAUGUUUGAAAGAAUCAUUGAGAUUAUAUCCUAGUGUUCCUUUCAUAUCGCGAGUCUUAUCAGAAGACGUAAAAACAGAAUCAUAUUUGAUACCUACUGGAUCAGUAAUGCACAUAAAUAUCUACGAUAUACAUAGAGAUCCCAAUUUCUGGCCAAAUCCAAAUGUAUUCGACCCAGAUAGAUUUUUACCUGAAAGAAUCCAAAAACGUCAUCCCUAUUCUUAUUUACCGUUUAGCGCAGGACCACGCAAUUGUAUAGGACAACGAUAUGCCAUGUUGGAACUGAAAGCUAUAAUAGCGUCGUUGAUACACAACUUUUAUCUAGAACCCGUCGAUUAUUUGAAGGAUCUUCGGUUUAUGUCAGAUUUGGUAACCCGUGUUACACAACCGAUCCAAAAACUUUGGAAUCUUCAACGUUCAGCCUCUAAGAAAUAUUAUCCAAUUUUUUCAUUUUGGUGCGGUCCGAUUGCUUUUAUUAGCGUUCAUCAUCCAGAUGAUAUAGAGAAAAUAUUAAGCAGUACAACGCAAAAUCUUGGAAAGGGCUAUUUGUACAGUUUUCUUAAUCCUUGGUUGGGAACUGGUUUACUCACCAGUGAAGUUAAGAAGAAACGACUUGCUAUGUUGGAUCUUCUGAUAGCAGCAGCUCGCAAUAACGAGAUAAAUGAUUCUGACAUUAGAGAAGAAGUCGAUACCUUCAUGUUCGAAGGACAUGAUACCGUAGCAAUGGGUUUGACGUACGCUAUAUUAGUGUUAGCUGAGCACAAGGAUGUCCAGGAGCGUGUUAGAAGUGAAGUUAGAACAGUAAUGCAUGAAAACAAAGGAAAGCUUACCAUAACAGCAUUAAACAAUUUGCAAUACCUAGAAAGAUGUCUAAAAGAGUCGUUAAGAUUAUAUCCCAGCGUUCCUUUAAUAUCGCGAGUCUUAUCGGAAGAUAUAAAAAUACAGUCAUAUCUGAUACCUUCUGGAGCAGUAAUGCAGAUUCAUAUCUACGACAUUCAUCGAGAUCCCAAUUUCUGGCCAAAUCCAGAUGUAUUUGACCCAGAUAGAUUUUUGCCUGAAAGAAUACAAAAUCGUCAUCCUUAUUCUUAUUUACCGUUUAGCGCAGGACCACGAAAUUGUAUAGGACAACGAUUUGCCAUGUUGGAACUGAAAGCCAUAAUAGCGUCGUUGAUAUAUAACUUUUAUCUGGAACCUAUCGAUUAUUUGAAGGAUCUUCGGUUCAUGAUGGAUAUAGUGAGCCGUGUUACACAUCCAAUUCGUGUACGAUUUGUUCCAAUCGAAUAAUUGCAAUCUGAAGUUAAUACGUAAUUUUGUUUGGCAAGAAGGAAGCAAUCACCUCUGUCUUAUCAAUAAAAGACCUAUCAAUAAAGAAAUUUUUAAAUAAAAAUUCUUUAAGGAAUUAUUAUGUAAUGUUACGUAUAUACUGUAUUUACACUUUUGUUGAAAAAUGCUGCAGCAUUAUUUAAUUUGUAAUGAUACUUAUAAAUAUAUUGAUUAUCUAUUA